AUGGGGAAACUGCGUUCUUACGAGGAUAACACCUACUUCGCCAACAUAAUGUUCAAGACUCUGGGAUAUGAUCUAUUUUACUCACCCAGACCCAGUUGGCAGAAUCUUCUGCUACGCAUCUAUUUCGUUCUGUGCAUGGCGAGCAACUGCUACGCGGCUUCAAUGGUGACUUAUAGAAUCCUUCAGUGGGAAUCCGUGGCCGGAAGUUCCUCCAAAAUUAUGCGACAAGGACUACACUUCUUUUACAUGUUCAGCGCCCAAGUGAAGUUUGUCACAUUUAUGAUGUAUCGAAAACGAAUUCGAUCGCUGAGUAAUAAUUUGAAGGAAGUAUAUCCGCUUGAUGAGAAAAAUCAAAAGGAUUAUAAUGUCGAUAGAUUUUACCUGUCGCGAACAACUCGCUAUGUUUUGUACUCAUAUUACAUUACAAUGGUUUUCAUGGCAUUAUUACCUCUCAUUCAGUCCUGCAUUAUGUACCUGAUAGGAUUCGGUAGUGAACCGUUUUCUUAUAAACGCAUUUUCCCCACGCGUUUUACAUUCGAUGCAGAUACGCCUUUGGGUUAUGUGGGGGCCUAUGUAAUAGACAUUACCUAUAGUCAAUUUAUCGUGAAUGUAAGCUUGGGUACAGACCUAUGGAUGAUGUGUAUUUCAAGUCAAAUCUCGAUGCACUUUGCCUAUAUAGCCAAUUUAUUAUCCUCCUAUUGUCCAAGUAGAGAAGGAGAACGACAAGAUUGCCAUUUUCUGGCAGGUCUGGUUAAAAGACAUCAACUAAUUCUUCGAUACAACAACGAUGUAAAUGAUGUAUUUGGACUUCUUUUGGCAUCCAAUCUUUUUAUCACUGCCAGCUUACUCUGCUGUGUGGCCUACUAUAGCGUCGUGCAGGGUUUUAAUAUGGAAGGCUUUUCGUAUAUGAUGCUCUUUAUGAGUGUGACAGCCCAAUUUUAUAUGGUCAGCUUACAUGGACAAAUGCUCAUCGACUUUAGUACCAAAAUAUCUGAGGCUGCAUACGAAAACAAGUGGUACGACGGAUCGUUGCGAUACAAAAAGAAAAUACUUAUUAUAAUGGGUCGCGCCCAACGCCCUGCAGAAAUAUCAGCCAAGGGAAUUAUUAUUAUUUCCCUUGAUACCUUUAAGAUAUUGAUGACCAUCACAUACCGAUUCUUUGCGGUUAUACGUCAAACUGCAGAAAAAUAA
This is a messenger RNA of Drosophila suzukii, 1191 nucleotides long. The record is from RefSeq and is a predicted model, not a curated record. NCBI's taxonomy places the organism in Eukaryota, Metazoa, Arthropoda, Insecta, Diptera, Drosophilidae.